Molecule: messenger RNA, 1756 nt
Organism: Benincasa hispida (wax gourd)
Lineage: Eukaryota; Viridiplantae; Streptophyta; Magnoliopsida; Cucurbitales; Cucurbitaceae
Product: Protein kinase superfamily protein
Biological process (GO): protein phosphorylation
Molecular function (GO): protein kinase activity; ATP binding
Source: RefSeq, a predicted model, not a curated record
GAUGGACUCGGCAAAUUUAUUUGCAAUUGCCAGUCGGCCCACCAAAAAGAAAAUAAAAAUUAAUAAUAAUAAUAAUAAUAAAAGCUAGACUAUUCUUCUUCAGCGUUCAACCCAGAAACAGAUUUCAUUUCACAGAAGAAAAGAAAUGUAAGAAUCUGUUCUGGUUAACAGAAACCUUGAGGAAGAAAUUUACAUGGAGGAUAAGAAAGCCAACAUAAUUGCUCUUUCCUUAAUCCUCUCCCUCAUCCUUCUCCUCAUUCUUGCUCGAGUUUUCCUCAAACUUUCCAAGUCUUUUUUCCUCAUUUGUGGGAUCGAUGUCUCACUCACCGCCGCUAUCUUGGUCUACAUGAUCAUCAGACUACGAUUCAACCGGAGAAGAAAACAGCUCGAGUCUCAGUUAGUUUCCGAAGGUCGAGAGCUUCGGAUCGAGUACAGUUUUUUAAGAAAAGUCGCCGGAGUUCCGACCAAGUUCCGGUACAAAGAGCUCGAGGAGGCCACCGACUAUUUCAGAGCGUUGAUAGGGCGAGGAUCCUCCGGUUCCGUCUUCAAAGGGAUCCUCAAAGACGGCACUGCAGUAGCCGUCAAGCGGAUCGAAGGCGAGAAUCGAGGAGACAAAGAGUUUCGAGCGGAGGUAUCCGCCAUUGCUAGUGUUCAACAUAUAAAUCUCGUUCGUCUAAUUGGUUACUGUACUAAUUCAUCUGGACCUCGAUUUCUCGUUUACGAAUUCGUAUCGAAUGGAUCGUUAGAUUGCUGGAUUUUCCCCAAAAAACCUAAGCACAAGAAUCGAAAUCGCCCUGGCGGUUGCUUAGCUUGGGAUCUGAGAUAUAGAGUCGCCAUUGAUGUAGCUAAGGCCCUAGCCUACCUUCACCAUGAUUGCCGAUCGAGAAUCUUACACCUCGAUGUGAAGCCGGAAAACAUCCUCCUCGAUGAAAAUUACAGAGCAAUCGUAUCGGAUUUCGGAUUGUCGAAACUGAUGGGGAAAGACGAGAGCCGAAUAAUGAUAUCCAUGAGAGGGACGAGGGGAUAUUUAGCUCCGGAAUGGCUAUUGGAGAACGGAAUUUCAGAGAAAUCCGACGUUUACAGCUACGGAAUGGUUCUUCUGGAACUCGUCGGAGGUCAGAGAAACGUGAGCGUAGUUGAAAAUGGAGAAGACAGAUCUAAGAGGAAAUGGCAGUAUUUUCCUCGAAUCGUGAGUGCGAAGAUGAAGGAAGGAAAAUUAAUGGAAGCUGUAGAUAAAAGGCUCCUGGAAACGGGGACGAUCGAUGAAAGAGAGGUACGGAAACUGGUUUGUGUGGGUUUAUGGUGUAUACAAGAGACGGCGAAGCUGAGGCCGACGAUGGCGACGGUUGUGGAUAUGCUUGAAGGCCGCAUCACGGUGGAGGAGCCGCCGGAUACUGAAAUGCUCGUCGUUGAUUUGUUGUCUAUUAAUGAAGAGAUGAUGGAUAGCCAUGAGAGGCCGAAGAUUGUUCCGUUUGUGGAGAGGAUGAACGAUAGAAACCUUCCUUCGUCUUCGACGACGUCGUGUUCGUACGCCUUCUCUGUACUCUCCGCUCGAUGAGGUAAGGCCGUCGGCGAUGGCGACGGCGGACGGAGGCCGGCCGUCUCUCUCCCUUUGACUUUUGUGCCCUAACGGCCUAACCACAGUACUGAAAUUGCAUACGUCGUCUUCUUUUUAUUCUCAAUUUAUUUUUUUUCUUUUUUCGGCAAUUAUUUUAAAGAUUUGAUGAAUGAAAUAUAAUUAUUUUUUGGUCCCAAA